UCUGCUGACUUAUUCUGCUUGGGGACUGGGUUAACUUCCCUUCUGGAAAGAUGUCUUCCUACGGGCAGCUGAUUAGCUCCCGCUGUUCUGCGCCAUGUGAAGUGACCUGCUCGGAACCAUAUGUCAACUUCUGCAGUGAACCAUGUGUCAGCUCAUGCGGAGAUUCAAGAGCAAUCGUGUACGCGCCACCCGUCGUAGUGACUUUCCCGGGACCCAUUAUCAGCUCAUGCCCUCAGGAAAGUGUUAUAGGAAGUUCCAUUCCUGAAAUUGGGGGUCAUAUGGGCUCCGGAGGUGGAGGCAUGGGUUCUGGAGGCGGAGGCAUGGGCAUGGGCUCCGGAGGCGGAGGAAUGGGCUCUGGAGGUGGAGGCAUGGGCUCCGGAGGUGGAGGAAUGGGUUAUGGUGGUUCCUGUGGCGGAGGUAGCUCCUAUGGGAUGGGUUCCCACCAUGGUUCAGGAAGUUCUUGUGGUGGCAUUGGAGGGGGCUCAUAUGGGGGGGAGAGCUCAUGUGGUGGUGGAAGCUACCGUUUGGGAAGCUUUUACCGGAACUCGCUUUACUCAGGAUUUGGUAGAAAUUAUUUCCCCUAUUUUUCCAGAGGGUACUAUAGGUAUCGCUAUGGAAACUAUGGGCCAUUUUAAAUCUUUAAUAAAGAGUCAAGACUGAAGGAACAACAAGAUACAAACUAGUAGUUGACAUAUAGACCUGGAAAACAGACAUGCCAAGCAGCCUCCGCUCCAGCCAAUGGCAGUAGGAGCUGGGUUUGCUUGGGAUUUAUUUGCGCUAUGUUUUACCUAAGGCUUACAAUCCCAAUGUUGCCUCACUUUGUCGUUUGCUCAUGUUAUGUUUUGUUCUUUCUGAACCUGAAGAGAGUAAAAGCAAGUAGUGGGACUUGACUGUGAAAGUAUCCAACUGAAAGAAGAAUGUCUCCUGAGCCCUGUGCUCCUCUGAAGGCCUGAUUGGUUGUUGUCUUUGUUGAAAUGGAAAUUACAUUCUUUGUCUCUGCAUUGCCUCAUUCUGCAAGAAUGUAGUCCACUUUUUGUUUGUAUUAAAGCCCC
Molecule: messenger RNA, 1052 nt
Organism: Calidris pugnax (ruff)
Lineage: Eukaryota; Metazoa; Chordata; Aves; Charadriiformes; Scolopacidae
Product: claw keratin-like
Exons: 3
Coding region: 51-635 (194 amino acids)
Cellular component (GO): intermediate filament
Molecular function (GO): structural constituent of cytoskeleton
Source: RefSeq, a predicted model, not a curated record